Enhydra lutris kenyoni (northern sea otter) is the source of this 924-nucleotide messenger RNA. Its product is annotated as gap junction alpha-1 protein-like. NCBI's taxonomy places the organism in Eukaryota, Metazoa, Chordata, Mammalia, Carnivora, Mustelidae. The record is from RefSeq and is a predicted model, not a curated record. The transcript has a single exon. Bases 1 to 924 code for a protein of 307 amino acids. Gene Ontology annotation, biological process: cell communication. Gene Ontology annotation, cellular component: connexin complex.
AUGAGUGACUUGAGUGCCUUAGGCCAACUCGUUGACAAGGUUCAAGCUCACUCCACCCCUGGAGGGAAGGUGUGGCUCUCCGUCCUGUUCAUUUUCCGAAUCCUGCUACUUGGGACAGCUGUUGAGUCAGCCUGGGACGAUGAGCAGUUUGCCUUUCGUUGUAAUACUCGGCAGCCUGGUUGUGAAAACGUCUGCUAUGAUAAGUCCUUCCCAAUCUCUCAUGUGCGCUUCUGGGUCCUGCAGAUCAUGUUUGUGUCCCUCCCCUCACUCUUGUACCUGGCGCACGUAUUCCACAUGAUACGCAAGGAAGAGAAGUUGCAAAAGAGAGGGGAGGAUCUCAGAGUCACUCAGAACGAUGGUGCCAACAUGGACGUGCACUCGCAGGAAGUCGAGAAGUUCAAGUGUAGCAUUGAAGAACACUGUAAGGUGAAAACGAGAAGGGGCCUGCUGCGAGUCUAUACCAUUAGUGUCUUCUUCAAGUCUAUUUUUGAGGUGGCCUUCCUGCUGAUCCAGUGGUACAUCUAUGGAUUCAGCCUGAAUGCGGUUUACACUUGCAAACGAGACCCCUGCCCGCAUCAGGUGGACUGCUUCCUCUCUCGCCCCACAGAGAAAAGCAUCUUCAUUCUCUUCAUGCUGGUGGUGUCCUUGGUCUCUCUUGCUCUGAACAUCAUGGAGUUGUUCUGUGUCUUCUUUAGGGGCUUAAAGGGCCAUGUGAAGGAUCCAGAGAGUGAGUCUUACCUUGAUACAUCUGGUCUGCCAAGCCCCUCCACUGACACUUCAUCGGUUGCUCCUCUCUCCUCCGUGUCCCUUCCCAUCGACAGGGUGGCCUCUGGAAGGGCAGCCUCUGGAAACAGGAGCAGUUCUUCCUGCCGCAGUUACGAUAAACAAGGAACCGAGCAAACCCAUGCUAAACAGAAAGCAUAG